Molecule: messenger RNA, 573 nt
Organism: Oreochromis niloticus (Nile tilapia)
Lineage: Eukaryota; Metazoa; Chordata; Actinopteri; Cichliformes; Cichlidae
Product: putative leucine-rich repeat-containing protein DDB_G0290503
Exons: 4
Coding region: 61-573 (170 amino acids)
Source: RefSeq, a predicted model, not a curated record
CUUUGACGGUGCCUCCGCAAAGCACACAGCAUCACAAACUAGACUAAAGCAAAUAAAGCUAUGGACCAGACAGAUGGGGAGGACAAGAACCGGGAACCUCGGAAGGAAGCGGAAAAGCAAGUGAACACGAAUGAGGUGGAGAUGAAUGAGAUUGAAACAAACGAAGCAAAGACAAUAAAUAAGGUCAAGAUUAAUGAGGUGAAGAAUGAGCUGAAGAUGAAUGAUGUAAAGACAAAUGAAAUCGAGGCCAACAAGGUUCAGACAAAUGAGAUAAAUGAGGAGGACAGCAAGACCAACGAGGAGACGCCUGUAAGUGAGUCUCUGAGUAAAGACAUAAAAGCUGAUGUCCAGAUGCUGCAGGAUGAGAAUGAACAGAAUGAAAACCUGCAGACAGUCAACCAGUUGCAGAAGACACAAGCUGAACUCAAGAGCAAGGAUGAGGAGAUUGAGGAGCUCAAAAAUGAGGCCCCAGGCCAGAUCCAGGACACGGUGCAGACACAUGUCUCUCCUGACCUGAGGACUACUCGGUGUUCCCCCAUCAUGAAGCAGGGGGUUGGGAAUAACGAGGUCUAG